AGUUGAGCGGGUAGCGAGGAGAAGAGGCCUGGAAACGCGCGUACGCAGCUGUUUCGGGGCCACGGAAGCUUCCCCAGUGCGUGUUUCCCCACUUCCACAGGGGCUGCUGAGCGGUGCCUGUCGGGAGUUGUUACGCUACAGUUGUAUUAGUGAGGGCGCAGUCGGGGGGGGGGACCUCGGGCCAAGAGUGACCCGAACAGGGUCCUGGUGAACAAACGGAUGGCGGCGGCCGGAGGAGGCGGAGGGGCAGGUGAAUCGGGAACCGGGGGCAAAAUACGGAGUAGAAGAUACCACCUCAGUUCCGGACGGACUCCUUACAGCAAGAGCCGGCAGCGGCAGGGUAUCAUCAGUCGUGUCACAGAUGCUGUCAAGAGCAUUGUUCCUGGAUGGUUGCAGAAUUAUUUUAAUAAACAAGAAGAAGAACGCGGUAGAGCACAUAAUGCAAGUGAACUGAUUGUGGAGGAUACUGAGGGUAGACAAAAUAACACUGAACACCAUAUAUAUGUUGAUGAUGAAGGAAACUCUGCAAGUGGCAGAGUCACACCUGAACCAAUAAUUAAUGUUGAUGAAGAAGUUCCGUCCACUAGUCAGUCGGCAAUAAAUGACACAGAUGCCCUUACUAGACCAUCAUUGCAUCGGGCUAAUCUAAACUUCAACCUAUUUGAUUCUCCGGCCAUGAACUGCCAGCCCACAACUUCUACAUUUCCUAUUGGCACCUCUGGCUUCUCCCUUGUUAAAGAGAUUAAGGACUCUACCUCUCAACAUGAUGAUGAUAACAUUUCCACCACCAGUGGUUUUUCUUCUCGAGCAUCUGAUAAGGAUAUGGCAGUUUCCAAAAAUGUCGGUGUGCCACCUCUUUGGUCUCCUGAAGUUGAUCGCUCACAGUCUUUGUCACAUAACUCCUCCAUGACCUCCAAAAAACCAACUUUUAAUUUGUCUGCUUUCAGUUCUCUGUCACCAUCUCUUGGAAACGCCUCUUUCGUAAACAGUCAGCUUGGGGAUUCUCCUUUUUAUCCUGGUAAAACAACAUACCAAGGAGCAGCUGCAGUCCGUUCCUCUCGUGUGCGCUCUAACCCAUAUCAAGCACCUUUACGAAGACAGGUGAAGGCAAAACCAGCAAACGCUCAGCAGUAUGGGGUUACCAGCUCCACUGCUCGUCGCAUUCUACAGUCUUUGGAGAAGAUGUCUAGCCCUUUGGCGGAUGCCAAAAGGAUUCCAUCAAACUCUUUAUCACAUACACCAGAAAAGAGCCUCAUGGAUAUUGCAGAAAACCCAUCAAAAAGGAAAAAAGUGGAGUCUCCAUUUCCCCCUGUUCAGAAACUUGUGACUCCAAAAUCAAUUUCUGUCUCUACAAACCGUUCCCUGUAUAUCAAGCCUUCACUGACACCAUCUGCUGUAUCAAAUACAAGCAGUCGCAGAGUACAGCCAGACAAGCACAAUGAGUCCAGAGAGAAUAAUGUUCAGACUGUGCAAUCAACAUCUCACAGCUUCUCUUACCCAAAGUUCAGCACUCCGACAUCCAAUGAAUUGCUAUCAAGAGGUGGUGGCAAAAUGAUGAGGCAGAAAGGCUCUCAUUAUUCAACAAAGCCAGCUGAGGAGACAAGUGGAUUAACCAGCAGCAGCCCAUUGUUCACAUUUUCAUCCCCUAUUGUGAAAUCAACUGAAUCAAAUGCUCAGUCUCCUGGCUCAUCUGUUGAUUUUACAUUCAGUGUACCAACAGUCAAAGUGUCUUCUGCAACAACAUCUAUAGAUAGCAAGGUGUCUGCUGUAAGUACCACAGCUAAAACGCAUAUUGCUGUGAAUAACAGCAGUGCAAAGGACUCUGAUGAACAAGUGGGAUUUUGUAAACCUGCAAAAACUUUGAAGGAAGGAAGUGUGUUAGAUAUCCUGAGAAGUCCAGGGUUUUCAUCUUCACCUUCCCAACAGACUUCAGCAUCCACUCCCAACAGAAGCACAUCAACUUUCUCAAAGACUGUGGGAAAUGCCUUCUCCCCUGUAAAGGUCACCUUAGGAGUAGGAGGCAAGCAAGCUUUGGGACUGUGGCAAUGCAGUGCAUGCUGUCAUGAGAAUAUGGCAUCUGACAGCAACUGUACUGCUUGCUGUGCUGCAAAACCCCAGCCUGCUGAAACCAACAAGAAACUGCCUGCUUCACCACAACAUAGCAAUACAAAAACCACCGUUCCCCUUUCUAGUGUACAAGGACUAGGAGACAAAUUUAAACUGCCUGCAGGCACGUGGGAUUGUGACACUUGUUUAGUACAGAACAAAGCAGAGGUAACAAAGUGUGUUGCUUGUGAAACCCCCAAACCUGGCACUGGCAUGAAAGCUAACUUGUUGUUACCUCCUGCUACAAAGGCGCUAAAUUCUGCUCCAACUCCUUCUGCUUUUGUAUCUUCUUCUGGAAGCAUUACAAAUGAAGAAAAGCCUGAAGGAUCUUGGGAUUGCACAGGUUGUCGUAUGCAGAAUAAAACUGAGAAUAAUACAUGUGUGGCCUGCAAAGCAGAUAAGCCAGGAGCCAUCAAGAGCUUAUCUACAGCUGCACCAUCAGGGCUGCUGGGAUUGUUAGAUCACUUUAAGAAACCAGCAGGGAGCUGGGAUUGUGAUGUCUGCUUAAUACAGAACAAACCAGAAGCCACCAAAUGUGUUGCAUGUGAAAGUGCCAAGCCAGGCACCAAACCAGAACUGAAAGGUACUUUCGGAACAGUGCAAACUUCAGCUGCACCCGUUUCUUUAGGGCUGGGAUUGCUAGAUCAGUUUAAGAAGUCAGCAGGAAGCUGGGAUUGUGAAGUCUGUCUGGUAGAAAACAAACCAGAAGCCAACAAAUGUAUUGCCUGUGAGAGUGCAAAGCCAGGCACCAAAGCAGAGUUAAAAGGUUUUGGAACAUCAACCUUAUCAGCUGGAACCACAGCUCCAACCUUCAAGUUUGGUGUGCAACCCUCGGAUAGCACAGGGGAGUUGAAAUCAGGUGCCUCUACAGACUCUACUACAAGUGGCUUUUCUUUUGCCAAACCUAUAGGGGAUUUUAAAUUUGGUUUAGCAUCUGCCUCCGCAACAACAGAAGAAACUGGCAAGAAAAGCUUUACAUUUGGCACUUCUACCAGCAAUCAAGCUUCAGCAGGUUUUAAGUUUGGCGUUGCCAGCUCUGCUCAGACAAACCAAGACACCAGUGGUGGUUUCACAUUCGGCUCUGUAUCCAGCACUGUUUCUUUUUCUCCUGCUGCAACUUAUUCAGGGAGUACAGGCUUGCAGGUGCCGGCUGCAGAUGACGAUUCCAGCCGUGCAUCAGCAGCUGGCUUAAAAUCUGCAGAAGAAAAAAAGCCUGAAGCACCUGCCGUGACAGCUUUUUCUUUUGGGAAAACAGAUCAAAAUAAAGAGACUGUAUCCACAUCGUUUAUCUUUGGAAAGAAAGAUGAAAAGACUGACUCUGCUCCAACUGGAAACUCGUUUGGUUUUGGGUUAAAAAAGGAUGGGGAGGAGCCUAAGCAGUUUCUGUUUGGAAAACCUGAGCCAACCAAAGAAGAUAGUACUAGUAGUACAGCAUCUGCUGGUUUUGCUUUUAGAGUGUCUAAUCCCACCGAGAAAAAGGAUGUUGAACAGCCUGUGAAGUCAGUUUUUGCCUUUGGGUCUCAAACUUCCACAACAGAUGCUGGAGCUUCCAAGCAGCCUUUCAGUUUCCUGACCGGUGUCUCCUCCACUUCAGCUUCAUCAAGCGCUUCUGGUGUCUCUAGCAGUGUGUUUGGCAGUGUGGCUCAGUCCAGCACUCCUGCAAACCCUAGUAAUGUGUUCGGUAGUGCUACUUCAUCAAAUCCUUCUGCCGUGUCUAGUGGUGUAUUUGGAAACCUUAAUCCAUCAAAUGCCCCUGCAAGUUCUAGCACUUUGUUUGGUAAUGUUGCUCCUUCAAGUACUCCCUCGGGCUCCAGUAGUUUGUUUGGCACUGCUAACCCAUCAAGUACUCCUGCCAGUUCCAGUAGCUUGUUUGGCACUGCAGCCAAACUGAGUGCUCCUGUGGGCUCUGGUGGGGUGUUCAACAGUGCGGCCCCUGUGCCCCCAGCAUCAACUUCAAGUAGUGUGUUUGGAAGUGCGGCUCCAGCAAACACUUCUGCAAAUUCUGCAAACAUAUUUGGAAGCGCUGGUGGAACCUCUGGUGCUCCUGGGACUUUUGUGUUUGGACAGCCAGCUAGCACUACUAGCACUGUUUUUGGGAAUUCAAGUGAAUCCAAGUCAACAUUUGCUUUCUCUGGUCAGGAGACUAAACCAGUGACCUCUGCAAUUACUUCUGCUACUCCAUUUGUAUUUGGAGCAGAGUCUGCCAGUACUACCCCAGCAGCUCCAGGUUUUAACUUUGGACGAACAAACACCUCAAACGUGACAGGCACUAGUUCUUCUCCGUUUAUCUUUGGUGGUGGCCCAACUGCCUCAGCUUCACCGAGCCUGACUGCUCAUGCUAAUCCAGUGCCGGCAUUUGGGCAAAGUGCUAACUCAUCUACUGCUCCGGCUUUUGGGUCUUCAACUUCAGUGUUUCCAGCUGGUAAUUCUCAGCAAGUGCCAGCCUUUGGUUCUAGUACUGCACAGCCCCCUGUGUUUGGGCAGCAAGCUGCUCAGCCUUCUUUUGGAUCAUCUGCUGCACCCAGUGCUGGAUCUGGCUUCCAGUUUGGCAACAACACAAACUUCAACUUUACCACCCCAAAUUCGUCAGGUGGAGUGUUCACUUUUGGUGCAAAUGCUGGAUCCACCCCCCAGCCACCUGCCCCAGGCUUUAUGUUUAAUGCAGCUGCUUCAGGUUUUAACGUGGGAACGAACGGCAGGAGUACUCCAGCAUCUUCUAUUUCGAAUCGCAAGAUAAAGACCGCCAGAAGACGAAAAUAAUUCUGAAUGUGCUAGAAGUAAUCGCUUUUUUUCAAGAAAUGAAUGGUGUCCUGCAUUGUACAAAUCCUGGAGUGUACCUCAUGCUGUGUGUAGUGGAAGUCAGAUUGGCUCAAGGACAAAAUAUAUGCUGAAACUGUUGUUUUUUUCUCCCCUGUAAUUAAAAUAUGGUGAUGGGAAAUUUCUUAAGCGAGAAA
Xenopus tropicalis (tropical clawed frog) is the source of this 5060-nucleotide messenger RNA. RefSeq names its product nucleoporin 153kDa (gene nup153). The record is from RefSeq and is marked provisional. Gene Ontology annotation, cellular component: nuclear pore; nuclear membrane. Lineage: Eukaryota; Metazoa; Chordata; Amphibia; Anura; Pipidae.